Priceomyces carsonii is the source of this 657-nucleotide messenger RNA. RefSeq names its product enoyl-CoA hydratase. The transcript has a single exon. Gene Ontology annotation, molecular function: 3-hydroxyacyl-CoA dehydratase activity. The record is from RefSeq and is a predicted model, not a curated record. NCBI's taxonomy places the organism in Eukaryota, Fungi, Ascomycota, Pichiomycetes, Serinales, Debaryomycetaceae. Gene Ontology annotation, biological process: fatty acid elongation; very long-chain fatty acid biosynthetic process; sphingolipid biosynthetic process. Bases 1 to 657 code for a protein of 218 amino acids. Gene Ontology annotation, cellular component: endoplasmic reticulum membrane.
AUGUCUGCUAGUGAAAGUCAUCCUAAGAAAUGGUUGAUCGCUUAUAAUUCAAUAUCAUCUUCAUUAUGGUCUAUUAUUUUAUUUAAUACCGUUUUUUUGGGCACCUUUUUGGGCCAACCGAUACUCUUCGACAAGACUAACAAGAUACUUACUAUAGUUCAGACGUGUGCUGUAGUUGAAAUCUUCAAUGCUGCAUUUGGAUACGUGAGAUCACCGUUGUUUACUACUAUUGUACAGGUAUUUUCAAGGUUGCUAAUUGUGUAUGGAAUUUGCCAAUUUUUGCCUGAUUCACCGGCGAAUUCUCAUUGGUGCUAUAUAACCUUGGGCUUGAGCUGGUCAAUUACUGAAAUAAUCAGGUAUUCUUAUUAUGCGUUGAGCUUAACUGGUCCAGGAAAGGUACCUCAUUAUUUGACAUGGGCUAGAUACUCAUUCUUUUUGGUGUUAUACCCCACAGGUGUAAGUUCUGAGUUGCUUAUGAUAUACUUAUCAUUGGACGAAGCAACAUCCAAAGUUGGAGCAUGGUAUUCUUUGCUUUUGAAAAUUAUUAUGGCAACGUAUAUCCCAGGUUUCUAUAUGUUAUAUACUUAUAUGCUUAAACAGAGGAAGAAGAUUUUGGGUAAGAAAGUUGAGCCAUCUUCUACCAAGAAAACUGAUUAA